This is a messenger RNA of Penicillium soppii, 1533 nucleotides long. Its product is annotated as putative MFS sugar transporter. Gene Ontology annotation, biological process: transmembrane transport; carbohydrate transport. NCBI's taxonomy places the organism in Eukaryota, Fungi, Ascomycota, Eurotiomycetes, Eurotiales, Aspergillaceae. Gene Ontology annotation, cellular component: membrane. The transcript has 5 exons. The record is from RefSeq and is a predicted model, not a curated record. The coding region runs from base 1 to 1533 and encodes 510 amino acids. Gene Ontology annotation, molecular function: carbohydrate:proton symporter activity.
AUGGGAGCUUUCUCGAUGACCGCCAAGAGGGCGUACAAUUGGUAUAUCUCUCUCGUGGCAGCAUCAUGCAUGGUUCUCUAUGGGUACGAUGCGUCUGUCUUCAACUCCGUCCAGGGCUCCAAAAACUGGCUGGCAUGGAUGAACCACCCCAACGCAAAUACAAUUGGCUCGAUUAACACAGCAUAUACGGUUGGCGCUAUAUUUGGUGGUUUCUUCCUCGGAGGCCCUUGUGCCGAUUUCCUGGGUCGCAAGUUCGGAAUGGCUAUUGGCUGUGUUUUAGUUAUUGUUGCUACUUUCAUGCAAACGUUCACUCCUCGCCAUGAUCUUGCUUGCUUCCUUGCGGGUCGUUGCAUUAUCGGUAUUGGCCAGGGUAUUGCUUUGACUGCCGGCCCUAUCUACAUCGGUGAACUAGCACCACCAGAGAUUCGUGGUAAGAUCAUGACUUUCUGGCAAAUGUUCUACUCUGUUGGAUCUUUCAUCUGCUUCUGGAUCAACUUUGGUUGCACCAAGCACGUUGCAAGUCUGGGCGAGUGGGAUUGGAAGCUUGUUGUCAUCUUCCAACUUCUUGUUCCAGUCAUGAUUCUCGUCCUCCUGCCAACUAUCCCAGGCAGCCCUCGUUGGUUCAUCCGCAGAGGAAACCACAUCGAAAAGGCUCGUGCUGCCCUUCGCAAAGUCCGCGACACAGAGGAGGAAGUCGAGCAAGAGCUCCUGGAGAUCCGCGAAGCUAUUGAAUACGAGAAGGAAGCUAUUUCCGGCAACUACUCUGCCCUAUGGAAGGACAAGUCGCUCCGCAAGCGUAUGGGCUUGGCAUUGGUCCUCAACGCCGGCCAACAGAUUACUGGACAAGGCUCACUCAACUCAUACUCUACUAAGAUCUACCAGAAGGUGUUCACCAGCGACAGUCAAAUUGCUCUGAUCAACGCUUUAAACGCCACGUUUGGUAUUCUAUUCACCCUCAACGCAGUCUGGAUUGUUGAUCGCUUCGGACGCAAGUUCCUUCUGAUUGUCGGUGGAAUUGGCAUGGGACUCUGCAUGAUCAUUGUUUCAGCCGUCGAAACAGAAACGCCAUCUCUCGCCAGCGGGGCCAAAACAGAACCUGUUGGCAUCUCAAUCGUGUUCCUGCUAUUCCUAUUCAUCUUCUUCUACAAACCGUCAUGGGGUGCAACGGUCUGGAUCUGGACAUCGGAGAUCUUCUCCAUGAACGUGCGUGCCCAGGCUGUGGGCAUGGCAUCUCAAACACAAAACGUCGCCAACGCCAUCGUCCAACAAUUCUUCCCUAUCUUCCUCGACAACGAGGGCUUCUACGCUUUCUAUAUGUUUGCUGGAAUUAACUUCCUUCUCGCUGUCUUCGUCUUCUUCUUCAUCCCGGAAACUAAGCAGGUUCCUCUCGAGGAGAUCGAUACUCUGUUUGGCGGCGCCAACCACGUUGCUCAGGGAGAGGAAGUGCUGGCACACCAAAAGGGAAUUGAGAUGAGUGGUGAAGGCAAUGAGAAGCCUGGUGCAGUCACUGUUGAGCAUGUUGGUGGAAAAUAA